This is a messenger RNA of Morus notabilis, 1520 nucleotides long. RefSeq lists its product as uncharacterized. Gene Ontology annotation, molecular function: ubiquitin binding. Bases 352 to 1185 code for a protein of 277 amino acids. The record is from RefSeq and is a predicted model, not a curated record. The transcript is spliced from 5 exons. NCBI's taxonomy places the organism in Eukaryota, Viridiplantae, Streptophyta, Magnoliopsida, Rosales, Moraceae.
CUUAUUUUAUCUUCCCUCGUAAUCAUUCUUUCUUUGCCUCUGCCCAGAGAAACCCGAACAAGAAAAUUUCUAUUCUCGAUCGUAUUUGAACCCCAAAAUUCCUCUCCUAUGGAAACCCUAAUCUGAUUUCAAAUCAAUUCUUCAAGAAAAUCGCCAUCAAUCGGAACAAUUCUCGAGAAGAUCAGGGAGAGAAGAAGAGAUAGAAGCGUUGAAUUGGAUCAAUUUCGAGAAAUUCUAACCGUCGAUCGCGGAAAUUCGUUGGUCGAUCUUGGAAUCGGAGGCGUUAGAUGAAAAGGGAGUAGAGAGAAGGAGAGGACUGGAAGAAGGCCGCCGAUCGGACGGAGGCAAAUCAUGUCUGCCAUAGUGUGCGGGAAGAGAUCUAUAUUCGAAGACCUUCCGGCGACGCCCCAAGUUUCCAAAAGAAUCCGCUUUUCUUCUUCGUCUCCUUCUUCUUCGCCCGCACGGUUCUCUCCUCCGAAGUCGCCGUCGUCCUUUUAUAAUCCGUUUGGGACUCGUUCGACGGUCGAUUAUCUCAGGGAGAUUUUCCCGGACAUGGACCCACAGCUUCUGGAGAGAGCACUCGAAGAAUGUGGCGAUGAUUUGGGUUUGGCUAUUAGAAGUUUGAAUGAGCUUCGACUAGGAUCUUCUGACCAAUAUUCAGCUUCAGCUGCUGCAGGCGUAUCGGAUGUAGCAGGGGAAGGAAGUGUUCAACUCCAAUCACAAGUGACAACUAAUGGGGAGGUUCCAUUUGGUGAGGAAAAUCUUUCGAAGGAUGGUGCGGAUUGGGUGGAGCUAUUUGUUAGAGAGAUGAUGAGUGCCUCUGACAUGGAUGAUGCCAAAGCUCGUGCUUCAAGAGUGCUUGAUGUUUUGGAGAAGUCCAUCCAUGCACGUGCAAGUGCAGAGGCAGCGCAAACCAUCCACCAGGAAAAUAUAAUGCUCAAGGAGCAAGUGGAAGCACUUAUUCAGGAAAAUACAAUUCUGAAGCGAGCAGUGUCCAUUCAGCACGAACGUCAGAAAGAAUAUGAAGAUAGGGACCAGGAGCUGCAGCAAUUGAAGCAGCUGGUGUCUCAGUACCAGGACCAGUUGCGGACAUUGGAGGUUAACAACUAUGCCCUUACACUGCACCUGAAGCAGGCUCAGCAAAGCAGCUCGAUUCCAGGGAGGUUUCACCCUGAUGUGUUCUAAUGUUAUUUGAAAUAUGAUUCUUUGGAUAAAUAGUAUAAUAUAUGCUUUUAAGUAUUACAAGCUAGUGUGUAACGAUACGAAGGCGCCUCAGUCUGUAACUCGUCUGUUGUUUGGGCUGCAUAUAGUCGUCCGAAGGUUGCUCUUUUGUGUGCAAAAUAUAAGCAAGGAACAAAGACAAUUUCAGCUGCAUUUAAACACGGUGGCGAGGAUUAGUUCAUUUAGCUAUUUAUUCAUCUCCACUUGAUCUCGACCGAAUUUAAUUCUAACAGUCCAUCGAUUGUAACAGAUGCUGAAAGAUUUAAUUGGAUUUGGGUACUCAAUAAGCUCUUCAAGUC